CCGAAACCGUUGCUCCGUACGUGUAGGAUGAAUUUCAUGAUGAAUCAGAUGCAGGACCGCGACUGGCCGCCCGAAAGAUUAUGGGCAUCCAUCCGAACGACGCAGCCACGGGGCCAAGAGAUUAAGUGAUUAGUUCUCGGUCGGUGUCCGCCAGCUACCACGGCCACAGGACAGGCCAUCCGCCGCCGCGUCGCCGUCGCUCGUCCGCGCCCGAGGGACACCGGCCGGACGCUGGAACGGGAGAUGUUACAUUCAUUCAGCAAAUAUCCCGGACAUAUAAAGACGACGAGCAUCGCAUACGGAUGUAAGUUGAGAGCAAGACACACAGAGGGACCGGUCGGGAUCGGAGGAGGUGCGGUGCGGCGGCGCCGGCGGUGGCAAGAGGAGAGGAGAGGAUCGGAGAUGGGGGGCAAGCUGGUGGCCUUGCUCGCGCUCGUGCUCGCUCACGGCCUCCUGCCGUGCGCUUCGGCCGUCGACCGCGGCCAGUUCCCCGACAACUUCCUCUUCGGGACCUCCACCUCCGCCUACCAGAUCGAAGGCGCAUAUUUGGGGGGUAAUAAGGGCCUAAGCAAUUGGGACGUCUUUGUCCACAAGCAAGGUGCAAUUGUGGAUGGAAGCAAUGGUGAUACUGCUGAUGAUCACUAUCGCCGUUACAUGGAAGACAUUGAACUAAUGCAUUCCUUGGGUGUCAACUCGUACCGAUUCUCCAUAGCAUGGACAAGGAUUCUACCAAGAGGCCGAUUUGGACAUAUUAAUCCUGAAGGUAUAGCAUUUUACAAUGCUCUUAUCGACGCUCUUAUUGAGAAAGGCAUCCAACCGUUUGUAACAAUAUCUCAUUACGACAAUCCACAUGAACUGGACAAGAUAUAUGGUGGAUGGUUGAGCCCAGAAAUUCAGAAGGACUUUGGCUACUUUGCAGAAGUAUGUUUCAAGGUGUUUGGUGACCGAGUGAAAUUCUGGACUACGUUGAAUGGGCCAAAUUUGUUGACAAAGUUCAGUUACAUGGAUGGAUGGUACCCCCCUGCUCACUGUUCUCAGCCAUUUGGGAACUGUGCCUUUGGAAAUUCUUCAGUAGAGCCAUACAUAGCAGGUCACAACAUGAUACUGUCCCAUGCAAAUGCAGUCAGCAUUUACAGAAACAAGUUUCAGGGGAAACAAGGUGGGCAUAUUGGAAUUACUGUUUCCUCAAGAUGGUAUGAGCCAUUCCAGAAUACAACAGCAGACAUCUUAGCAGUUGAACGGGCUCUCUCUUUCGGUGGUCCAUGGUUUCUGGAUCCUAUAAUUCUUGGUGAUUAUCCCUCAGAGAUGCGUAGGAUCUUGGGUCCAAGCUUACCUGAGUUCACAUUGAAGCAGAAAAAGAAAUUACAAGCUACAAAAUUAGAUUUCAUUGGACUAAAUCAUUAUACGACAUUAUAUAUGAAGGACUGCAUCUUCUCACCUUGUGAGGUGGAUCCAAUAGAUGGGGAUGCACGAGUUGUUAGUUCAGCAACAGGACAUGAUGGUGUACUUAUUGGUGAAGCGACAGGAUCGCCACACUUUUAUUCUGUUCCAUAUGGGAUGGAGCAAGUGGUCAUGUAUUACAAACAAAGAUACAAUUACACACCAAUAUAUAUCACAGAAAAUGGUUAUGCUCAAGCAAGCAAUAGCAGCAUGUCUGCCGAAGAUUUUACCAACGACACGCGAAGAGUUGAUUACAUUUGUGGCUACCUCUCCUUCCUAGCCUCAGCAAUAAGGAAGGGAGCUGACGUUCGUGGUUACUUUGUGUGGUCCUUGCUGGACAACUUUGAGUGGACUUCCGGAUACACGCAAAGGUUUGGGCUCUACCAUGUCGACUUCAAGACGCUGAAGAGGACUCCAAAGAUGUCGGCGAAGUGGUACAGGAAGUUUCUCAAGGGAUCAAUUCUGAGAACGAGGCUCCGGAACCAAAAUUCCCAGUUGCAGUAGUACACGCACUGCUUAAUCCAUGAGCGUUAUCUCCCUGCUAGCUGUAUGUAAAUGGUACAUGGUCUAGAACUGUGAACAUCCAGCUCACGAAUUUGUUCUCAUGUAUAUCUUGCAAGCAAUGCCUUAUGAGGUGUGCAUAUUUGCAUUGAAUAAAAAGGGAGCAAAUGAGUCUUGAUUUUCUUUCAAAA
This is a messenger RNA of Panicum hallii, 2132 nucleotides long. RefSeq names its product probable inactive beta-glucosidase 14. The record is from RefSeq and is a predicted model, not a curated record. The transcript has 13 exons. Gene Ontology annotation, biological process: carbohydrate metabolic process. Gene Ontology annotation, molecular function: beta-glucosidase activity. NCBI's taxonomy places the organism in Eukaryota, Viridiplantae, Streptophyta, Magnoliopsida, Poales, Poaceae. The coding region runs from base 244 to 1944 and encodes 566 amino acids.